Messenger RNA from Diospyros lotus (date-plum), 7428 nucleotides. RefSeq names its product toMV resistance protein Tm-2(2)-like. The record is from RefSeq and is a predicted model, not a curated record. Gene Ontology annotation, biological process: defense response to other organism. Bases 1265 to 2662 code for a protein of 465 amino acids. Gene Ontology annotation, molecular function: ADP binding. NCBI's taxonomy places the organism in Eukaryota, Viridiplantae, Streptophyta, Magnoliopsida, Ericales, Ebenaceae. The transcript has 2 exons.
CGAAGAAUUGGUCUUCUGGUCUUUGUAAAAAAUUCCGGGAACUUGCUGGAGGGCUUCUUGGAAGUUGUUCUCCUUAUUUCUACUACUACACUUUCAUUCUUGUUCUGGCCGAUUGAAGGUUGUUGCCGCCGGGAAAUCUAACAUGGCAGAAAUGCUUAUUUCAGGAGUUGUCAAAAAACUUGCUGAUAUAGCAGGUAAUCUAAUAGCAAAAGAAGGCUCUCGUUUGUCUAACUUGAGAGCAAACAUUCGUUGGAUUGAAGAAGAGAUGAGGUCAGUUAAAUCUUUCUUGGAAGAUGCUGAUGCAGAAGAGUCAGAAAGCAGAGGAUUGGCUGACGACAUCAGGAGCAUUUGGGAUCUUGCUUAUGAUUUGGAGGAUAUCAUGGAAGAGUACUUCCCUAAGCUAUCACCACUUAGAAGGAAUGACUGGAAGGGGCGUCUUGGUUGGUUUUUGAAAGCCAAAACUGUUCGUGACUUUGCGGUGAAGAUUGAAGAAAUAAGAGAAAGGGCAGUGGAUAUAAAACGCCGGAGAAAGACAUAUAAAGUCCCAGAUGCAAGUGGCUGUCCUGGAAAACAGGGAUGGGAUCCAAGAAGAACUUUUCCUCACACUGACGAAGUAAAUGUUGUUGGUAUGGACAAACACAUUAAGGAAUUGGUGGCCAAAGUGACGGAUCAAGAUUCAGUGCAUCGUGUGAUCUCAAUUACAGGCAUGCCUGGUCUAGGCAAGACAACACUGGCCAGAAAAGCAAAGCAAGUUGGCUUGUCCGACGAGGAGAGCAAACAGGACUUGGAGGGUAAUUUGUUUCGCCAUUUAAACCUAAAAAGGUAUGUGAUAGUAAUUGAUGAUAUAUGGCAGGUUGAACCAUGGGAUGCUUUAAAAAAUGGCAUUCCUGUUAAUUCCAUGAAUGGCAGUAGAAUAAUCAUCACUUCCAGAUCCAAAGAUGUAUGUGUACGAAUUGGUGGAAAAAAAUUUUCACAUGAAUUGCAACCCUUAGACGAAGAAAAGAGUAGAGAGCUCUUCUUCAAAGUGGUUAUGGCUGCCCCACAAGACAAUGGUGAAGAUGGUGAUUCCUCACAAUUGGAAAACAUUGGUGAGAAAAUACUAAAGAAAUGUGGCGGUGUGCCGCUUGCGAUAGUAGUUGUAGCAGGUGUGUUAUUAUCAAGAGACAGAAGCAUACAAGCUUGGAAAGGGGUAUUAGAGAGUAUAGGUAAAGAUGAAGACCAAUGCCAAAAGAUAUUUGCUUUGAGCUACAAGGAUUUACCUUGAAUGUUGAAACCAUGUUUUUUAUACUUCGGUCUAUAUCCAGAGGAUCACGAAAUUUUCACGUUCAGACUAAUCAAUUUAUGGGCAGCUGAAGGAUUUAUACAUGGCAGUGGAGUAAGGGCAGUUGAGGAUGUGGGGCAAGAUUACCUAAAUCAAUUAAUUGGUAGAAACCUAAUUCAAGUUGUCAAGAGGAGGUUCGACGGGACAGUUAGAUGUUGUCGUAUUCAUGAUAUCUUGCACGACCUUUCCAUUAGCAAGGCUAGGGAGAUGAACUUUCUUACCACACUCAAUAAUGUAGCCACUAGUGCAGAUUGCAUUGCACCACGCAGAGUCACCACUUCUUUUCAUAGUGAUGCUAUCAACUACUUAUCUUCAAAUUAUCAAAUUCCAAAGCUUCGGUCUUUUUUAUGUUUCGAUGAUUUAGAUUCGUCGGGUGUUAAGCUUCCUCUUAGAAACUUCAAAUCUCUUCGAGUGCUAAUUUUAUGUUACAUGGGUAAGCAGCGGGCUCGUAUGAAUGAAAUUGUGAAGUUAAAACACCUCAAUCACCUUGAAUUGGGAGGGCGUACGGUGGUGCUUCCUUACGCCAUAAGCAAUUUGGAAAAUUUGCUGACCUUGGAUCUACAUCAAUGCAACGGAGUCAUCCUCCCUGAGGUCAUCUGGAAAAUGGAGCAACUAAGACAUAUUCGAUUACCUCUUCUCUGUUGGGCUCCUUCAGUCCGUGGGUUCCACUUGGUUCGCCAUGGGUUCCAUCCAUUUGAAGUUUCUUUACCAAACCUGCAGACCCUCCAUAAUUUGCCUGUCAAAGUUUUUGAGGCCAAUUGGUUGCACAGACUUGAUAGUUUGAGAAGACUGCGAGUCCGUUUAAUAACUAAGCAUAUCAUUGAGGUAUUGUCGAGUGCAAACUCCCUGUCACAGAAGCUAGAAGAAUUGCGUAUAAUACGGCCAGCAUAUAUGAAAUCUGCCUUGGAUCUGUCUAGAUAUGUAAGCCUUCGUAAGUUAUACAUGAACGUCAGCGGCAUAGUGGAUUUUGCACGACAUGAUAAAUUGCCAACAUGUCUCACAGAGCUUGUCCUUGAGCACACUAGACUGGAAAUGGACCCAAUGGUGACUUUGAAGAAACUACCUAGACUUAAGAUCCUUAUAUUUGGAAGGGAUUCAUACCUUGGGGAGAAGAUGGUAUGCUCUGGAGAAGCUGACAGUUUUCCUCAACUCGAAGUAUUGAAAAUUGAAGCAAGGAUUCCCGGGUGGAUGUAUAGCGCUCAGAAACCUGAAUUGCGUCUAAAGGAGUUUGUAGCUGAGGAAGGAGCAAUGCCCAAACUCAAGGACCUUACCCUCACUCAAUCCAUACCGAGAAUGAGAGUUCCAGUUAGAAUCAAAAAUAUAAUCACUGUUGCAAUUUGAAAGGAAAGAACAUAGAUAGAGAGAGAAAACUGUUGCAGCACAAAUGUGAGGAAUAAGAUGCAUAAAAAUCAAAUAACUUCUGAAAUUCUUACAGAAUAAAUAGAGGACAGAAAAUUCAAAUCACUAAGAUCAUGGCUAGAAGAUAUCCCAUGACUAAGAUCAUGGUUAGAAGUUAUCCCAUGAUCACAACAAACAACUAACCACUUCCUAGAAAAGUGGAACUAACUGCAAAGUAAAACAGAAACAAAACAUUUUAAAUCCACAUCAGCAUGCACUCCUAAACAUGUCAGCUAACACUCCUCCUUGUUUAGUUUAGCUCUUAAAUCUUCAAACCGGCUAGCUGGCAAAGGUUUUGUGAACAUGUCUGCCACUUGACAUUCAGACUUGCAGUAGAUUAGCUUCACUUCUCCAAUUUGCUGUACUUCUCUUAGGAAGAAAAGCUUGAUAUUAAAGUGCUUUGUCUUCCCAUGAAACACUGGAUUCCUUGAAAUGGCUAUGGCAGCCUGAUUAUCAACAAGAAUCUCAGUGUUCUCCUUCUGCUUUAGGUUUAGAUCAACUAGAAUUUUCCUUAACCAUAGAGCUUGAUUUACAGCUGCUGUAGCAGCAAUGAAUUCAGCCUCUGCAGUUGACUGAGCCACUAUGUCCUGCUUCUUUGAGCACCAAGAGAAUGCACCAGACCCAAGGAAGAAACAAUAUCCUGAAGUGCUCUUUAGAUCAUCUACAGAACCUCCCCAAUCACUGUCUGAAUACCCUAUCAGUUUGAAUUCCUCACACUUCUCGAACUUAAUUCCAAAAUUACAGGUAUUUUUGACAUACCUUAACACCCUUUUAGCUGCUUUGAGAUGCAUUUCAGUAGGACAAUGCAUAAACCUUGACAAAAUGCUUACUGCAUUCAAGAUGUCAGGUCUGGUGGCUGUAAGGUACAUGAGGCAGCCAACCAUGCUUCUAAACUGCACCUGAUCUGCUCCUUCUGUUCCAUCAUUCUUGCUUAGCUUUUCCUUAGCAUUCAUAGGAGUAUUCAUGCCCUUACAUUCUUCAAGGUUGAAUUUAUUUAGAAUCUCCUUAGCAUACUUUUUCUGGCAUAUGAAGAUGUCAUGAUCUUUUUGCCUGACUUCCAUUCCCAAAAAAAAAGCCAUCAGCCCCAGGUCUGUCAUCUCAAAAAGCUCCCUCAUUUCCUGUUUAAACUGCUGAAUCAUGCUCAAAUUGCUCCCAAUCACCAGCAGGUCAUCAACAUAUAGUGACACAACAAGAAUCUCAGAUUCAACCUUCUUUACAUAUAAAGUUGACUCUGACAAGCUUUUACAGAAGUUCAAGUUCUUCAAGUGCUCAUCAAUCCUGCUAUACCAGGCUCUAGGAGCCUGUUUUAAACCAUAAAGGGCUUUCUUUAGGAGAUAAACCUUAUCUUCUUCUCAUUUUUUCACAUAACCCUCAGGCUGAUCAACAUAAAUCUCUUCCUCCAAAUAUCCAUUUAAAAAAGCAGACUUCACAUCAAGUUGAUACACCUGCCAACCCAUCUGUGCAGCAAUAGCAAGAAGAAGUCUAAUGAUGUCCAACCUUGCAACUGGAGCAAAUGUAUCAGAAUAGUCAACUCCAGGUAUUUGUGCAUACCCUUUCACCACAAGUCUUGCCUUGUACUUGUUGACUGUCCCAUCUGCAUUGAGAUUUGUUCUGAACACCCACUUAACCCCAAUAACCUUUCUAUCUUGAGGUUUAUCAACAAGCUUCCAGGUCUGGUUCUUUUCUAUCAUGAACAACUCCUCCUCCAUUGCUGCUCUCCAUUCCUUGCUUUGUUUGGCCUCAUCAUAGCUGGUAGGUUCACAAACAGCUACAUUGCACCUUUGAUAAACAUCAGUUAGUAGCCUAGUACCUCUCACAGGUCUAUCAUCCAUAGCAUCUUCAUCAUUCACCAAAUUCUGAUCUGUAGAAACAAAGUCAGUUAGCUUUAAAUUCUGCCUCUCUUCUGCUUUGUCAUUCCAAUCCCACUCUUCUUCUUCAAAGAAAUGAACAUCUCGGCUUACAACUAUCUUCUCAUUCUGUGGUUGGAAGACUCUGUAGGCUUUGGAUGUAGAGCUGUACCCAAUAAAGACUCCAGGUAGUGCUCUUUCAUCCAAUUUAUCCCUCUUGGCAUGAGGCACAUGAGUGAAACACAAGCUGCCAAACACUUUGAGAUGGAGUAAACUUGGUUUGUAACCAUACCAAGCUUCAAAAGGUGUCACAUCUCCUACUGCCCUUGAGAGAAGCCUGUUUUGCAGAUACACAGCUGCAUUUGCAGCUUCUGCCCAUAGUUUUUUAGGCAGAUUUUUCUCAUGCAGUAAGCAUCUAGUCAUUUCCAGUAUAUACCUGUUCCUUCUCUCACUCACUCCAUUUUGUUGUGGAGUGUAUGGGGCUGUUAACUGAUGAUGUAUGCCUGCAUCUUCACAGAAAUUUUCGAAGGCCUCAGAAGUAUACUCUCUUCCAUUAUCAGACCUCAAAACCUGAAUCUUCACCCCACUUUCAUUCUCAACCUUAGCUUUGAACUUCCAAAAUGCUUGUGCAACCUCUGACUUGUGCUUCAAAAAAUAGAUCCAGCACAUUCUAGUUAAAUCAUCAAUGAAAAUAGCAUAAUAAAGGCUGCCAUUCAAUGAAAGUGUUCUUUGAGGGCCAGCUAUGUCUGUAUGAACUAGCUGCAGCUUCUUAGUGGCUCUCCAAGCUACUUUAGGAAAUGGUUUUCUGGAUUGUUUUCCUGUUUGGCAGGCCUUACAAGAUGGGACUUGAUUUACAAGUUCUGGAAGUCCUAUAGCUACUUCCUUUGACUUCAUUUGCAAUAGGCCUUUAUAAUUAAAAUGCCCUAACCUCUUAUGCCACAACUCAGAGAUGUUACCCUUUACGGAAAAAGCAAUUUACUCCUCCUCCAAUGGAUUAAGAGCAAAGCUUUUUCCACUCAUCUUUACUCUAAACAAAGUUUUCCCUACUGCAUCUUGAAUUAGACAGGUUUUUCUCUCAAACAAAACUUUGUUUCCAUUUUCAAUCAACUGUCCCACACUUAGUAAGUUCUGAUCUAUUUCAGGUACAUAAAGCACACCAGAAAUUAACUUUGUACCAAGACAAGUUUGAAUGGCUACAGUACCUUUUCCUCUUACAGCUAUGUAUUUUCCAUCACCCACUCUGACCUUUGAUGAGCUUGCCCUACCCAAUUCAGUGAAGAGCUCUUUGUCGUGGGUCAUGUGGUUGGUGCAGCCACUGUCUAUCAACCAAUUCUCACUUGAAUUCAUGCUGGAGAAGCCAGUUGCCACAAAGAGGUGAUCUUCCUCCUCUUGAUCAGCAGCUUUGGCUUCUUCUUCAUGUUGCUGAGACUUGGAUCUGCAAAUGAUUGCUACAUGCCCUUUCUGGUUGCACUUAGAGCACUUUGCAUCUGGCCUUCUCCAGCAUUUGAAAGGUGGAUGGCCUUUCCUGUUGCAGUGUUGACAUGGAGGAUAGGACUUCUUUUGAGUCUCCUUUUUUCCAUUAGCAUUAGCUUGUGUAGCAUUGGUGGCACUGUUUUCAUCAUCCUUUUUCUUGCCUUUCCAUUUGCCUUUUGUUGUGCUUUGAUGCUUGACAGUUAAGGCUCCUUCAACUUCAGUAUCCUCCCUCGUUUGCCUUCUCUGCUCUUGUGCUUGAAGAGCAUUUAGCAAUUCUGCAAGAGCAAUUUUUGACAAAUCUUUAGUAUUCUCAAGAGCAGUAAUUGAUGCUUCAUACCUCUCAGGGACUGAGACAAGAAUCUUUUCUACAAUCCUUGAGUCUUUAAAUUCUGCCCCCAGCAAUCUAACUCUGUUUGCUAUGCCCAGCAACUUGUCAGAAUAGUCCUUGAUGGACUCAGACUCUCUCAUCCUUUGAAGUUCAAAUUCUCUGAUUAAAUUCAGAAUUUGCAUGCUCUUAAUUCUCUCAUCACCUGCAUAUUCACUCUUGAGAUAGUCCCAUAUCUCUUUUGCUGAUUUGAAUGACAUAAUUCGAGUGAAAACUGUUGGUGACACUGCUGCAAAUAGGCAAGCUUUUGCCUUUGAUUUCCUGGUCUUCUUCUCCUUAUAUGCUUUUAUUUGUGCCAUAGUAGGAUUAUCAGAAAGUGCAGGUACCUCAUAGUCCUGUUCCACUGCCUCCCAGAGAUCUAGGGCCUCCAAAUAGGUCUCCAUGCACACUGUCCACAUCUAGUAGUUGGUGCCAUCAAACACCUGUGGAGCAAUUGUAGUCAGGUUGGAUUCAGACUCCAUGGUUGCACAGGUCCCUUAAAGAAAAAAGCUCUGAUACCACUGUUGCAAUUUGAAAUGAAAGAACAUAGAUAGAGAGAGAAAACUGUUGCAGCACAAAUGUGAGGAAUAAGAUGCAUAAAAAUCAAAUAACUUCUGAAAUCCUUACAGAAUAAAUAGAGGACAGAAAAUUCAAAUCACUAAGAUCAUGGCUAGAAGUUAUCCCAUGACCAAGAUCAUGGUUAGAAGUUAUCCCAUGAUCACAACAAACAACUAACCACUUCCUAGAAAAGUGGAACUAACUGCAAAGUAAAACAGAAACAAAACAUUUUAAAUCCACAUCAGCAUGCACUCCUAAACAUGUCAGCUAACAAUCACGAUUGACCCAUACAUGAACAUGAGAGGUCAGUACCAUUUGUUGUGUUUUAUUUAUAUUCUUUUGAUUAUGGAUAUCUCGGUCCAAUUCAUUAUCAUUGUUUCACUGUUUUAAUUUGUUUCAUGUACUUGGAAAUUAUGCAUUUUUCUCACAAAAUAUGGGGCUGGCUUUCUUACAUACACACAUGUAAA